CGACGCUUCGAUGUCUUGUGAUGUAAACCAUGGUGAAUGGUUUGCAGUCUGACGUGUUACAGUCUCACACGACCAGAAUGGCUCUGAAUGGCCGAGCUCUGCUGGAGGAGGCCACCACGACUUGGAACUAGCGCGUAUGGCUUACUUGUGUGUGUCUGCUUAGGUAAGCAGGUACCUCGGUAUGAGAAGUAGGAUGCGCUUGUCAAGAUAGUUCGUUGCCAUAGGCGAUCUGCACUUUCUUCAAUGCGGACGCUUUUAUGUCCAAGAAGGGAAAUACACAUACCUCGGAGAUUGAAAUUUUUAUCGCAUACACACAGUAACUUCGAAAAUUGCUAACACCAAGAGCUUUCGUAGUCUGUCCAUUACCUCAUCGUUGGUACUUAUCCUUGAGAAAGUUGCUGAAGUACAACGACGAUCUGUGGUUGAUGCAACUAACAGCUUUGGAGGAUUUUGACGGUUGACCAAAGGCGUAAUCAUGACCCAAGCUUCGCCCAUUUCUAUCUCCGUUGUCGCUGGGCAGACAUUCCUAUUGUUCAACAUUGAUGACAUCAAAUAUGUAAGGCAAUUGGGUAUUGUGGGAUCACUAGUUGGUACACUGCCUGCUGCUCCACAGCAGAACCUGUUCUUGGGCGUGCCGUUACAAUUGAUGGCCGAGGAGGCACUAUGGCUGGUGGAACAUGGCUAUGCAAAGUUGAUACCCGAUGACCGCUUCAUUAGAGACAUAUAUGACCAUCUCUCAGAUAGUGACAUCAUGUUAAUCGAGCGUGAGUUGGAACAGACGAGGCAGAAGGAGAGGAGUUGGAAGAUUCAGGAACAUCAAGCUAAGCUGGAUAGACUCGGAGUCACGAAAAGAGGUGGCAGUAACGAUAAGGAACUAAUUGAACAAGGUUUAACUGUUGUUGUGAAUAACACCCCUUCAAGGUUACCAAGCUAUGUAUUCUUCAAAAGGUUGUAUGAAGAGUCAGACAUUUUACAGAAGAACCUCUUGUCUGGUUUACGGAAAGAUACCCUCUCCUAUAGAGUAUUCUCGUAUUUGAAAUCAACAGGCUACUACAUGGCACCAGGCCUAAGGUUUGGUGGUCGGUAUAUCGCAUAUCCAGGAGAUCCACUAAGGUUCCAUGCCCAUCUUAUAGUGAAUUGUGUUGGAUGGAACGAAGACAUCGGCCUGGUUAAUAUGGUUGGAGGUGGUAGAUUGGCAACAGGUGUGAAGAAACUAUGGGUAAUUGGAAGUCAAGAUCCAGAUAAAGAUCAGAACGUACAAUGUUUUUCUGUUGAAUGGGCAGGAUUUGGGUAAAUUUCGUCUAUUUAAGAAUUUUUGCACUCAAUUCAUCGUCUAAUGAUUUCGUUUCCAAGUAUUCGUCUUUCUUUGACUUUAUAGUCUUUGCAAAUACACUGUACACAGUGUUGAACUCGCCUAAACUCUUGAAAACAGGUAAUAGAUCACAAAAGUCAUCCACUUUUUGUAACAACUCCUUGUCCACUUGGAACUCAUCCUCAGUCUUUAGUCUGUUCUUGAGUUGUUCAACAAUUGUUUCAGACAGGACAUUCAACGAUUCCUGUAACUCUGAUGGCGUUAUUUGAAUAGUCAAUUCAUCAUUGCUUUUCGAGCCAGUAGGUGCAACACGAGAUUUCUUAGUGUUUGACUUGCUUUCAUCGUAAG
Williopsis jadinii is the source of this 1660-nucleotide messenger RNA. RefSeq names its product tRNA splicing endonuclease subunit SEN34 (gene SEN34). Gene Ontology annotation, biological process: tRNA-type intron splice site recognition and cleavage; tRNA splicing, via endonucleolytic cleavage and ligation. NCBI's taxonomy places the organism in Eukaryota, Fungi, Ascomycota, Saccharomycetes, Phaffomycetales, Wickerhamomycetaceae. Gene Ontology annotation, cellular component: tRNA-intron endonuclease complex. Gene Ontology annotation, molecular function: tRNA-intron lyase activity; nucleic acid binding. The record is from RefSeq and is a predicted model, not a curated record. The transcript has a single exon. The coding region runs from base 476 to 1294 and encodes 272 amino acids.